AAACUUAGUCAGGUCUUUUUGGUGAAAUUAGGAUAGGUUGGAAACUUGGAAUUUGUUUUUGUUUUUGGAAAUUUUCCUAAUCCGGUUUAAGAAAACAAAAUUUCGUCGUUUCGAAAUUUCAAAUCUAUUUAGGAGAGCAAAAAGUUAUAAUAAAAAAAGGAAACAAGUGGAAAAUUAAAAAAAGGAAACAAAUAAGAAGAAGCAGGCACUCCUCCGCUCUGCUUCCGCUUCUGUUCAUCUCUGAUCUCGGAAGAAGAUUACUCGAUACAAAAAAUCUUCAACACUUGAGGAUCGUCGGAUCCAUACUCAGCUUCUGGUAUGUGUAGCUUACCGAUCUUAAAGAGACGAUGUUGCCGUUUUCGAGCUCGUGGUCUGGACUCUGGAGUGGUUUUGAUUCUUCUGGUUCCUAUUUGUGGCUGAUUGUAAUGAGAGCAUAACCUUGAAAUCAUGGAGGAGAUUCGUUUAUCGCCGCUGAGACAAACAAGCUUUAAGUCUUCUUCACUGUCAGGGAGGUCUACUCCAAGAGGCUCACCUAGAGUACAUUCUGGUAGGACUCCACGUAGAGGUAGCGGAGGAGGAGGAGGAGGAGGAACGUUUCAGUGCUUUCGUAGUAGCCGACUGGUUUAUUGGCUGCUUUUGAUUACUCUUUGGACGUAUCUUGGGUUUUAUGUUCAGUCUAGGUGGGCACAUGAUAAUGAAAACAAAGUUGAGUUUUUACGGUUUGGAGGCAAACUGAGAAAGGAUGUUUUACAUGUUGAGACGAACAAAGGAAUGGGUGCUGUUGCUGAUGAGACUUCUGAUGCUAUGGUAAGUCUUACUGGUAAAGAUGAUGCUGGUGCGAAUAAGAGGACGGAUGUUAGUCUGAGCAAGAAAGACGAUGGGGCUUCUCGAAGGAGUUUGAGUUCCAAGCAGAAGACGAGAAAAACUGGCCGGGCUUCACGUGGUAAGAUCCGUGGUAAGCAGAAGGUGAGCAAAGAUGUUGAGACUAAGGAUUUGGAUGAUGAGCAAGAUCCACAACUUCCAAUGACAAAUGCUACUUAUGGUAAGCUUCUUGGUCCUUUUGGAUCACUAGAGGAUAGAGUUCUUGAAUGGAGCCCGCAUAGACGGUCUGGGACCUGCGACAGGAAAUCGGAUUUUAAACGCCUUGUUUGGUCAAGGAGAUUCGUCUUGCUUUUCCACGAGCUCUCAAUGACUGGCGCUCCGAUUUCGAUGAUGGAGCUGGCUUCAGAGCUUUUGAGCUGUGGCGCAACAGUCUAUGCAGUAGUUCUCAGCAGGAGAGGUGGAUUGAUGCAAGAGCUCACUAGGAGAAGGAUCAAAGUGGUUGAAGACAAAGGAGAACUCAGCUUCAAGACCGCUAUGAAAGCAGAUUUGGUCAUUGCAGGAUCAGCUGUGUGUGCCUCAUGGAUAGAUCAAUACAUGAAUCAUCAUCCAGCUGGUGGAAGUCAGAUAGCUUGGUGGAUAAUGGAGAAUCGAAGAGAAUACUUUGACCGAGCGAAACCAGUGCUUGACCGAGUGAAAAUGCUGGUUUUUCUAUCGGAAUCACAGAGCAAACAAUGGUUAACAUGGUGCGAAGAGGAGCAUAUAAAGCUUAGAUCACAACCAGUGAUUGUUCCACUAUCGGUUAAUGAUGAGCUGGCUUUUGUAGCUGGGAUUCCUUCUUCACUCAACACACCAACACUUUCUCCAGAGAAGAUGAGGGAGAAGAGACAAAUAUUACGUGAAUCAGUCAGAACGGAGUUGGGUUUAACAGAUGCAGAUAUGCUGGUGAUGUCUCUUAGCAGCAUAAACCCAACAAAGGGACAACUUUUUCUCCUUGAAUCCGUUGCCUUAGCACUUGUUGAGAGAGAACAAGAAGCUCAAAGGAAUCGCAAGGGCAUCACUAGGAAAGACAAAGCUAGUCUCUCGAGCAAACACCGUCUAAGAGGUUCAUCUCGACAGGUGAAAAGUGUUUCUCUCACACCUGACGAUGCCGUAACAAGCCAGAAGCAAGAAAUUAAAGUUCUUCUAGGAUCAGUGGGUUCAAAGAGCAACAAAGUUGGAUACGUUAAAGAGAUGUUAAGCUUCAUAUCAAACAACGGAAACUUAUCCAAGUCAGUCAUUUGGACUCCAGCAACAACUCGUGUUGCUUCAUUAUACUCUGCAGCAGAUAUCUACGUUACAAACUCUCAGGGAGUUGGUGAAACAUUUGGGAGAGUAACAAUCGAAGCAAUGGCUUAUGGACUAGCAGUGGUGGGAACAGAUGCAGGAGGAACAAAAGAGAUGGUGGAACAUAACGUGACAGGUCUACUUCACUCAACAGGAGGAUUAGGUAACAAAGAAUUGGCUCACAAUCUCUUGUUUCUACUUAGAAAUCAAGAAACGAGGCUACAAAUGGGGAUCCAAGGACGCAAAAAGGUUGAGAAGAUUUACAUGAAGCAACAUAUGUACAAGCGAUUCGUCGACGUUCUUGUGAAAUGCAUGAGACCAUAAACACUUUGAUCUUCUCAAAGCCCCCGAUUCUUAUUAAUUUUCCACGCUAUAUAAGUAUAUAUAGUCUUUCGAGUUAUUUGGAUUUUGGGGAAUUUCUUAUUACAUGCAUUAAUUUUAAAUUGUUAUCAUAGUGAUGUAUA
Eutrema salsugineum is the source of this 2609-nucleotide messenger RNA. RefSeq lists its product as uncharacterized. Gene Ontology annotation, molecular function: glycosyltransferase activity. The transcript is spliced from 5 exons. The record is from RefSeq and is a predicted model, not a curated record. Lineage: Eukaryota; Viridiplantae; Streptophyta; Magnoliopsida; Brassicales; Brassicaceae. Bases 448 to 2469 code for a protein of 673 amino acids.